AUGCUUUGCUCUGGACAUCAUGCAAUUCCAUAUAUUCCAUCUCCAUGGCCAGGACAAGAGAAAUUUAAAGGAAAGAUAACUCAUUCUCAUGAAUACAAAGAUCAAAGAGGAUAUGAAGAUAAAGUUGUAGUCGUUGUUGGACUCGGGAAUUCUGGAGGCGAUUGUGCAGUUGAAUUGAGUCGAGUCUCGAAACAAGUCUAUCUGGUUACUCGGCGAGGAAGCUGGGUUUUUAAUAGAUUAUUCGAUAGAGGAGAGCCAGUUGAUAUGGUUUUUAAUUCAAAGUUUCAAAUGUUUCUUUCUCAAACAAUUCCUGCUCCACUGGUCAAUUGGAACUUCGAAAGACUACUAAAUUUGAGAUUUGACCACGAGAAAUAUGGACUGAAACCGAAACAUCCAGCUCUUGGAGCUCACAUCACGAUAAAUGAUGAAUUGCCAAAUAGAAUUGCAUGUGGAACAGUUCGAGUAAAGCCAGCAAUCAAAUCAUUCACUGAAAAUUCAAUUGAAUUCGAAGAUGGAUCAGUCGUUGAAAAUGUUGAUGAAGUACUUCUGGCAACUGGAUUCUCAUUUCAUUUCAAUCUUGUCGAGGGAGGAAAUUUGAUAAAAGUGAAUGAGAAUAAGACGGAUGCAUAUAAAUACAUGUUCCCAUUGGCUACUUCUGAUCAUAACACUUUGGUAGUAAUUGGUUUGAUUCAACCAAUUGGAUCAAUUAUGCCAAUUAGUGAAAUGCAAGCAAGAGUUUACCUGGAAACAUUUGCUGCUGGAAGGAAAUUACCAGAUAGAGAUCAGAUGAAAGCAGAUGUGAAUGCCAAAAGAGAAGAAAUGAGUAGACGAUACGUGGAAAGUAGACGACACACAAUUCAAGUGGAUUAUGCAAACUAUAUGCAUGAACUCGGAGACUUGAUUGGAUGCAAUCCUGAUAUGGGAACUCUUUGGAGACAGAAGCCUUUCCUCGCUUGGAAAGUAUACUUCGGGCCAUGUGUUCCCUAUAUUUUCAGAUUGAAUGGUCCGAAUAGUUGGGAAGGAGCAGAGAAUGCAAUCUGGGAUGUGAGCUAUCGAGCUGAAAGACCAACUAAUAAUAAGCUGGAAAGAAGAAACGGAGGAGAAUCAAAGAAGCAGAAUUGA
Caenorhabditis remanei is the source of this 1122-nucleotide messenger RNA. RefSeq lists its product as uncharacterized. Gene Ontology annotation, molecular function: N,N-dimethylaniline monooxygenase activity; NADP binding; flavin adenine dinucleotide binding. The transcript is spliced from 4 exons. Lineage: Eukaryota; Metazoa; Nematoda; Chromadorea; Rhabditida; Rhabditidae. Bases 1 to 1122 code for a protein of 373 amino acids. The record is from RefSeq and is a predicted model, not a curated record.